Messenger RNA from Acomys russatus (golden spiny mouse), 978 nucleotides. It is a transcript of the gene Epcip, whose product is annotated as chromosome 8 C21orf62 homolog. The transcript has a single exon. The record is from RefSeq and is a predicted model, not a curated record. Lineage: Eukaryota; Metazoa; Chordata; Mammalia; Rodentia; Muridae. Bases 295 to 978 code for a protein of 227 amino acids.
AGCCUGUGGUGGCCCCUCUGCUGAUAUCACCCCAGCUCUCUUGGCUUGUUAUCUUGCUGUCAGCACGUAUCGCUGGGAGUUUUAUGCCUCAACUGAGCCAGAGUUCAGAAGUCUGGCUGCUGUUUCUCUUGAAGUGCCAAGAUAAAAGCCCUGCCUGUCUCUAGUAGAAAUGCAAGACAGGAAAGUUUACGGCUGCUGGUCUGGGGGUGACUUUCAGGCAGAUGUGCACUUGUAAGGGGGCUGUGAUAAUAAAGCUUCAGGUUCCCUUGCAGGUGCCUUCCAGGGGGCUGGCUCAUGAAGGAGAAGCAGGAGCACACCAGUCCAUGCUGGACAAGAGUGACACUGCUCUCCAGCCUCUGCCUUCUUCUGCUCGGAGCACUAGGCAUCUCUGCACUUGGCCACCUCACAAAAGGUCACAAGAACAGCACACUGAUUCUUACAAAGGGAAAUACCAUUCGGAACUGCAGCUGCCCUGUAGACAUCAGGGACUGUGACUACAGCUUGGCCAACCUGAUGUGCAGCUGUCAGUCUGUCUUGCCUUUUGCCAUGGAGCAAACCAGCUAUCAUGGCCACCUGACCAUCUGGUUCACGGAUCCGUCCACCCUGGGCCACCUGCUCAGGUUCACGCUGGUCCAAGACUUGAAGCUUUCCUUGUGUGGCUCCAAUGCCCUCCCCACCGAGUACCUGGCUAUCUGUGGGCUGAAGAGGCUUCGCAUCAAUGCUAAAGCCAAGCAUCCCUCCCAGGAGCAGAGCUUGCUCAUCCACAACAGGAGGGAAGGCGGGUCCUUGUCCAGAGGCUGGCAAGCGUGUCUGUUCAUCUCAUUCUUAGAUGUGGCUCUUUUCAACAGGGACUCAUCUUUAAAGUCGUACAGCAUUGAUAACAUUUCCGGCCUUGCCAGUGACUUCCCUGACCUUCCUCACGUUAAAACUUUCCCGACGCCAAGCAACAGGAGCUGUGUUGUCACAGUCAUUUACUAG